UUGCAACUUGCUUCAGUUUCAGCCCUUCCAGCUAUAAAUCCCUGAAUAUUUCAAAUGUGAUUUCUCAAAACCCUAUUUCUAAACUUCAUACACUCCAAUCUGCUCUAUAAUUAACUGGAAAUGUCAUUGAAUUUCAGAAAAUUUAAGAAAAUUCGGGAAACUUCAGCUAUCACUCACCGAUUGAGUGAGAUUUUUGCGUCACAUACGUGUUCUUGUUCUGAUUAUAUUGGACACAAUUACUUCCGUGAACGGUUUUCCACUCGCAUUGGAGCAAUUCCACAUUUUUUCUCAUCGUGUUCAGCUGAUAUUUCCGAAAUUCGCGACGAACGCGUGAAAAGCGAUAGUAUCGACGAUAGCAAACGUUUUUAUGUUAGGACUGCGGAAACGGUUUCUAAAGAACGCCUAUUGAGUUCAGAUUAUAAUUCGAACAGUUGGGAUGGAGAAAACUGCAAUUUUGAUGGUUUCGACGAGUCUGAUGAAGAAGUAGAAGAGGGGAAGAGUGAAGAAGGCAGCGACGAGGAAUUUAGGGUAUUGAGUGCCUUUGAUGGGAACAGAGCGCGAAUCGAAGCUUCUAGAAGAAUCGAGGUGGACGAAGGUGAUUUGAGGCAUCCUUUAGUGAGAGAGAUAUGUAGGUUGAUUGAUCGCAGGGCAGCAUGGUCUCCGAAGCUUGAAUCGGAGUUGAAGCGAUUAUUGCGCAGCCUGAAACCUAGCCAAGUGUGCGCCGUGCUUCGAGCUCAAUCUGAUGAAAGAAAUGCUUUGAAUUUCUUCUACUGGGCUGACAGGCAAUGGCGGUACAUGCAUUACCCUGUUGUUUAUCAUGAUAUGCUGAGAAUUCUGAGUAAGACGAAGCUAUGCCAAGGUGCUAAGCGAGUUCUUCAUCUUAUGAUUAGGAGGAAGAUUGAGCUCUGGCCCGAAGAUUUUGGUUGUGUAAUGGUGUCUUUCAGUAGAGCUGGUCAUCUCAGCAAAGCCUUGCAGAUGUUGAACGUAAUGCAGAGAGCGGGAGUCGAGCUUGAUAUCUCGGUGUGCAAUACUGCGGUUAAUGUCUUGGUGGAGGGGGAUAAGUUGGAGAAAGCAUUAAGGUUUUCGGAGAGGAUGCAGAUGGUCGGGAUUGAACCUAAUGUUGUUACGUUUAACUGUCUGGUUAAGGGCUAUUGUGAAAGGAAACAGUUGGAUGAUGCAGUGAAGCUGAUCGAAGAAAUGCCUCUGAAAGGUUGUGCUCCAGAUAAAGUUAGUUAUUAUACUGUGACGGGAGUUUUAUGCAAGGAGAAAAGGAUUGAUGAACUGAAAGGGCUUCUGAAGAAGAUGUUGGAAGUGAGUAAAUUGCAGCCAGAUCAAGUCACUUAUAAUACUCUUAUUCACAUGCUUUGCAAGCAUGGUCAUGGAGAUGAGGCACUGGGGUUCCUACGCGAAGCAGAGGAGAGAGGGUUUCGUAUCGACAAAGUUGGGCACACUGCGGUAGUGCAUUGCUUUUGUCAGGAAGGACAAAUAGAUAGGGCUAAAGGUAUCAUUGAUGAAAUGCUAUUGAAGGGAUGCAGCCCAGAUGUUGUGACAUAUACUGCUGUUUUGAAUGGAUUUUGUCGCGUGGGGAAAGUUGACCAAGCUAAGAAAUUGCUGCAGGAGAUGUACAAGCAUGGUUGCAAGCCUAACUGUGUAUCAUACACAGCCUUGUUAAACGGGCUUUGUAGGGGUGGGAACUCUUCGGAGGCAAGAGAGAUGAUGGACAUGAGCGAGGGGUGGUGGACUCCGAACUCUGUGACGUACAGUGUAAUCUUGCAUGGGUUUCGUCGUGAAGGGAAGCUGUCUGAGGCCUGUGAUAUAGUGAUGGAGAUGAUCAGAAAAGGGUUUUAUCCUUCUCCUGUCGACAUCAACCUAUUGAUUCAAUCAUUAUGUCGAGUUGGCAAGACAGAGCAAGCUAGGAAGUUAAUGGAGGAGUGCCUUAAAAAGGGGUGUGCUGUCAAUGUUGUGAACUACACCUCUGUAAUUCAUGGAUUUUGCCAAAAUGAUGACUUAGCCUCAGCUCUAUCUGUGUUUGAUGACAUGUAUUUGAAUAACAAACACCCCGAUGCAGUGACAUUUACAACGGUAGUAGAUACGCUGGGAAGGAAAGGUAGAAUUGACGAGGCUACUGAAAUGGUCAAGAAAAUGCUCCAUCGCGGUUUGCUUCCUACUCCUGUCACCUAUAGGUCACUUAUCCAUAAUUUCUGCCAGCAUGGAAGGGUAGAUGAUAUGUUGAAGCUGAUAGACAAGCUGCUGCCUCGACAAAGCUUCAAAACAGCCUACAACCAAAUUAUUGAAAAGCUUUGUUGUUUUGGGCACACUGAUGAGGCUUACAAGCUCAUGGGAAGAGUUCUGAGAACUGCUUCCAAAAUUGAUGUGGAUACUUGCCACAUUCUUAUGAGAACCUUCUUAAGGAAUGAGAAUCCUCUUGGAUCAUAUCAAGUGGCUUCUAGAAUGUUCAAUCGGAAUUUGGUUCCUGAUUUGAAGUUGUGUGAGGAAGUGAGUAAGAAGUUGAUCUCACAGAAGAAACUAGAGGAGGCUGAUAAGCUUAUGCUGCGAUUUGUGGAACGUGGGCAUUUUUCGUCUAAUACAAAACAGGCUCUCCAUAGUUGAACUGCAAAGUUCAGCCAUUCUUCGAUAUACAUACUGGUAAAAUAAUCUCAAAGAAGAUAGGUAAAUGUAGGCAUUAAGGAAACUGGUGAGAUUGAUUUCCCUUGGAUGGUUUAUUGUUAUUAAUUCAAUCACAACCACUGUAUUAGGUUAUGUAAAGUGCUGCUCUCUUUUUCUUAGAACUAGUUUCUGAAUUUCCCUUGGACGUCUCAAUUAUUUUUUCGAUCUUAGGUUUGUGAUUUGGAAGUCCUUUUUAUAAUCUUAUUAUACCGCUAGUUCACAAAAUGAUAUUCAUAGUUUUCCUCUUGGCAAUAGAUCCCAAUAGUUUCAUGCUUGUAUUGCAUUUUUAUGUUUUUUUUUGUUGCUUGGGGGGGGGGGGGGGGUGUGAAUCAGUGAUAUAACAUUAGGAUUGAAUACAACUAUUUGUUUGUCCAUUUAACAUUGAAUUCAUCAGCUUGCCUUGUUUCAAAUAGCAUGCAGUGUGGGCAUAUAUGGAUAUCAUUGUGGGACAGAAAAAAAGUGAUAGGAAAAUUUGCAACUGGUUGGAACUGGUUGGUUAUGAUGUACUUGAUUCUUUGUUUAUUUUGGAUUAAGUUCACUCCAAGAGUAUACAACUUCCCUUUUUACAAGAUCCCACACUCUUAUUAUAUAUCUCAACCUUACAAACCUCUCUUUUUAACCAAAAAAAAUACACUUUUUCUACAUAGUAGGACCUUUAGUAAUACCCUUUAUCCACUGAAAACACACCCACCAGUAUCCACCAACUAUUUUCUUAAAACGUGUGCUGGUCAUACGUUGUAUACUUUUCAUGGACGGAGGGAGUAUUUGGUAUGAAUAUCCUUUAGUUUGUGAGUUAUCCUCUCAAUUUCCAUAGUAAGUUUGGUUUGGGUGGGAGGAGACUGGAGAGUCUUACUAUUUAAAAAUGGCACUGUGUGUGCUUUGAGUAGAAUUUUUGUUCUGCAAGGUUCUUAUUAAUUUUUAAAAUGAUUUUUAGGUUGCUGCAAUUUUCCGCAAAUCUUUAAGGUUGACUCAUGAGAGCCGCAAAAUGUUUGCAUCUGGUAAAAUUACUAAUUUGAUGACUACAGAUGCUGAAGCUCUUCAGCAAAUAUGUCAAUCACUCCACACUUUGUGGUCAGCUCCUUUACGAAUUAUUGUUGCCCUGAUUCUUCUUUACAAGCAGCUGGGUGUUGCUGCUCUUCUCGGGGCACUUUUGCUUGUUUUUCUUGUAAGAAUAUUUAUAUUCUUAUGCGACCUAUGUAUCUAUUGGUUUAAAAUUAAAGUUCAAGUUCAUAAUAUUAAAAGCUAAAAGGGAUUUUAAUAUUAAA
Molecule: messenger RNA, 3932 nt
Organism: Salvia splendens (bonfire salvia)
Lineage: Eukaryota; Viridiplantae; Streptophyta; Magnoliopsida; Lamiales; Lamiaceae
Product: pentatricopeptide repeat-containing protein At5g39710
Exons: 2
Coding region: 121-2610 (829 amino acids)
Molecular function (GO): protein binding
Source: RefSeq, a predicted model, not a curated record